AUGGUGAACGACAAGAAAGGCACAAAAAUCGAGGUGGAAUUUGACAAAGAAAGGGAUGAAAAUGGGAUGACAAAAGAUGCUCAAGAAGAAGAAGAAGAGAAACCACCACAGAAAGUACCGUUGAGGAAAUUGUUUCGAUACUUGACAAAACUCGACUUUUGCUUGUUAAUGCUUGGUUUGGGAGUAUCAGCUUGUACAGGAGUCGGUCUCCCAUUGAUGGCCAUUCUACAAGGAAAUAUUGGACAAUCAUUUAUCGACGAAGAGAUUUAUUUGAAGAAUAAUUAUAGUGUUCCAAUGGAUGAUUCAUUCACAGAAGAUGUAUUCAAGGAUCGAAUUAUGAAAGUUGUCUAUCAAUAUGCAGGACUGACUGUUGGAAUCUUCAUCGCAGCGUAUCUCCAAGUAAGCUGUCUUUUGGUUGUUUGUGAGAGAAUGAACGAUCGACUGAGGAGGAAAUUCUUUGAGGCUAUUUUGAGACAAGAUAUCGCUUUCUUUGACAAAAAUCAAGGUGGAACAAUGGCCACAAAACUUUUUGAUUCACUUGAACGAGUACGUGAAGGAACCGGAGACAAACUCGGUCUCAUGAUACAAUUUCUAUCGCAGUUCGUUACAGGAUUUGUGGUGGCUUUCGCGCACAAUUGGAAGCUCACCCUCAUCAUGCUCGGUUUUACCCCAUUUCAAGUAGUUUGCGGAUUUCUCAUCUCAAGAUCAAUGACCACGUUGACAUUGCUUGAAACAAUCAAAUAUUCGAAAGCGGGGAAAGUUGCUGAAGAAGUGAUUUCAUCAAUCAGAACAGUUGUGGCUUUCAAUGGAUUGAACAGAGAAUCAAAAAGAUAUUCGGAAGCUCUAUCAGAAGCUCGUCGAAUGGGAAUCUACAAAGCGGCCUCUAUUGGAGGAUCAUUUGGAGCGAUGCAGUUGACAAAUUUCUCCAGUUUUGCUUUGGCUUUCUACAUUGGCGUGAAUUGGGUUCAUAAUGGAGAGAUCACACCAGGAGAAUUGUUAACUGUUUUCUUCUCGGUAAUGAUGGGAUCUAUGGCUCUCGGACAAAGUGGUCCCCAAAUUGCAGUUUUGGGAGCCGCUGCGAGUAUCUUCGAAGUGCUUGAUCGGACUCCAGAAAUUGAUUCUCAAAGCGAGGCCGGCAAAAAGGGUGGAGCGAUGAAGGGAAAAAUCGAAUUCAACGAUGUCCGUUUUAGUUAUCCAACAAGGCCCGAUGUUCAAGUGUUGAAAGGAUUGCGAUUCAAUGUGGAACCAGGUCAAACAGUAGCCUUGGUGGGAAGUUCUGGGUGUGGAAAAAGCUCUGUGGUAAACCUUCUCCUGCGGUAUUAUGAUGCAGAAAAUGGAUCGAUAUUGAUUGACGGGACACCAAUUAAUGAGUUAAACAUUGCAUAUCUCCGAGAACAGAUAGCUGUUGUCUCACAAGAACCCGUUCUUUUUAAUUGCUCGAUCGAGGAAAAUAUCCGUUUUGGAAGAGAAGAUAUUGAUCAAAAGACUCUCGGUCAGGCUUGUCGAGCGGCAAAUGCAGAGGUUUUCAUCAAGCGAUUACCUCAAGGCUAUUCGACAUUUGUUGGUGAUCGAGGAACCCAAUUGUCUGGAGGUCAAAAGCAAAGAAUAGCAAUCGCUAGAGCUUUGGUCAGAAAUCCGCGAAUACUUCUUCUCGAUGAAGCGACAAGUGCAUUAGAUGCAGAAAGUGAAGGACUUGUACAAAAAGCUUUAGAAAAGGCGUCUGAGGGUCGCACAACGAUAAUCAUAGCACAUCGUUUGUCGACAAUCCGAAAUGCCGACAAAAUUAUCGCUAUCAAGGAAGGAGAAGUGAUCGAAGAGGGAUCACAUGAUGAACUCAUUCAACAAAAGGGCCUUUAUUAUGAUCUCAUUCAAGCACAAACAUUUGCCGAUACUAUCGAUAAUGUGGAAAGUAAAGAAGAGCUUCCUGUAUCAAGAAAUUACCGUCGUGAGAGUUCAACAGUUCCUUCAUUGAGACAUCGAUCAAGUACUGUACAAUCAUCGGUAAUCAAUGAAGUGAUGGAAAAUAAUGAAGUCAAUGAAAAGAAAGAUGACUUGAGUCGGCUGAAAAGAGAGAUCGAUGAGGUGGGAGCGGAGAAGACGAAUCUUCUAGAGAUACUGCAUUUUGCAUCAAAAGAACGGAUCUGGUUGUGCAUUGGAAUGAUCGGGGUGAUCAUAGGUGGAUUCGUAUUCCCGGCAUAUUCCAUUUUCUUCACACAAAUGCUCGAUAUUUUCACUUUACCACCGGCCGAUCUCCUUCACAAAGGCCAUAUCUGGGCUCUUCUCUUUCUCGUUUUAGCCAUCGCUCAGGCUUUCUCCGUUCUCACGCAUGUGUUUUUCUUCGGGCUUGGCUCCGAGUUGAUGACACAACGUCUUCGAGCCACCAUCUUUACGAACGUUCUCUCACAAGAAAUCGGUUACUUCGACUCGCCACUUCACGCAACCGGGAAAAUUUGCACCCGACUGGCCACCGAUGUGCCGAAUUUGAAAAGUGCAAUGGAUUUCCGUCUGUCAACUGUUUUGGCCACAAUUGUCUCAUGUGUGACCGGGGUUGGGGUUGCUUUCUUUUUUGGAUGGCAAAUGGCUCUUCUUUCUGUUGGACUCUAUCCGUUGUUGGGAAUUGGUCAAGCUUUUCGCACUCGAAUCAUGCAAGGAAAACAUCGACAAACAGCAAAAGAUUUGGAAAAUAGUGGAAAGGUGGCAAUGGAAGCGAUUGAGAAUAUAAAAACGGUGCAAGCAUUGACAAGAGAAAGGACCUUUUAUCAAAUGUUUUGCUCGUUUCUUGAUGAACCCCAUAAAGAAGCAUUGAAACAGGCAACUGUUCAAGGAGCUGUUUACGGAUUUGCUUCUUGUGCAAUCUAUUUGUUGAAUUGUAUCUCAUAUCGAUUUGGAUUGUUUCUGAUUUUGGAGAGAACUCUAUCACCAAUGGAUGUGCUGCGAGUAAUGUAUGCUGUCUCAAUCUCGACAACCACGGUUGGCUUUGCGACCUCGUAUUUUCCCGAAUAUAUGAAAGCCCGUUUUGCCGGUGGGAUUAUUUUCAGCAUGUUGAGAGAGCGAUCAAACAUGGACAAUUUGAGUACAAAAGGAUUAAGAAAUAAAGUGACUGGUUCGGUGGCUUUCGAAGAUGUUCAUUUCUCAUAUCCACAACGGAGUGCGGUGUCAAUUUUAAAGGGUUUAUCUUUAUCGGUUUCUCCUGGAGAAACGCUAGCACUUGUCGGUCCAUCGGGAAGUGGAAAAAGUACAGUGGUGGCUCUAUUGGAGAGAUUUUACGAUGUAACAAAAGGGGUUAUUAAAUUGGAUGGAGUUGAUAUUCGUGAAAUGAAUCCCGAUCACCUUCGAUCACAAAUGGCUCUCGUUUCACAAGAACCAAUUCUAUUUGAUUGUUCGAUUAGAAAAAAUAUUGCUUAUGGUGUUGAUGGUGAGAUCACAGAUCAAGAAAUUAUUGAAGCAGCCAAAAAGGCCAAUAUUCACAAUUUCAUCUCGAAUUUGCCGCAGGGUUAUGAGACACGUGUUGGUGAUAAAGGAACACAAUUAUCUGGAGGUCAAAAGCAGCGAAUAGCAAUUGCUCGUGCAUUGAUCAGAAACCCAAAGAUUUUACUUCUUGAUGAAGCAACGAGCGCUCUCGAUACAGAAAGUGAAAAGAUAGUUCAAGAAGCUCUUGAUCGAGCCCGUUCUGGUCGUACAUGUAUUGUGAUUGCUCAUCGUCUUUCCACAAUAAUUAAUGCUGAUCGAAUUGCCGUUGUCCAAAGUGGAAAACUCGUUGAACAAGGUACUCAUCAAGAGCUUCUCGCUCUUCACGGUGUUUACUAUGAUCUCACGAAAAAACAGAAUCUCCAU
This is a messenger RNA of Mesorhabditis belari, 3834 nucleotides long. The record is from the annotation of a GenBank genome assembly. Lineage: Eukaryota; Metazoa; Nematoda; Chromadorea; Rhabditida; Rhabditidae.